GAGAGAGGUAGAAGCAGGGUUGCUGGUGUCCCGGUCUGCAGUCCCUCCAGGGAGCCCUGCUUCCUGCUUCUUGUCCUCCUCCUCGCUCCGACGAUGAGUGACUGUAAAACGGUCAGAUAUUCCACGUACGAGGAGCAAGAGCCCGGCACCGUGAUCGGAAACCUGGCCACCGAUCUGCAGCUGGAGGCGGCCGGCGGGGCCGGGGGCCAGAGCGGUUUCCGACUGAUGCCCGAGUAUAACGGCUCGGUCCCGGUGAGGGUCGGGGAAAGGGACGGGCAGCUGACGGUAGGAAGCCGCAUUGACCGGGAGCAGCUUUGCGAGGAGCAGGAGCCGUGCCUGCUGCUCCUGGAUGUGGUGAGCUUCUCCCGGGACAAGUUCCUCCUGAUCCAUGUGGAGAUCCAAGUGCAGGACAUUAAUGACCAUUACCCCGAGUUCCCCCAGCCCGAGAUCGAGCUAGAAAUCUCCGAGAGCUCAGCACCGGGGACCCGGCUCCCUCUCCCCGCGGCUCUAGACGCCGACACCGGCUCCUACUCGGUGCGGGGCUACGAGCUCUCGGUGAACGGUCACUUGGAGCUGGAGCUGUCGGACGGUGCAGGCAGCGGCGGGGUCCAGCAGCCGGUACCGGCACCGACGCUGCUGUUGGUGAAGCCUCUUGACCGGGAGAGUGAGGCCGAGCUCAGCCUGAAGCUGAGAGCCCGGGACGGGGGUAAUCCACCUCGGAGCGGGGAGGCCCGGCUCCGGGUGCGGGUCCUCGAUGAGAACGAUAACGCUCCGGCCUUUGGGAGCGGCUCCUUGGAGCUCGAGCUGCGGGAGGACACGGCCCCGGGUUCGCUGCUGCUGCAACUCGAGGCCCGGGACCCGGACCAAGGCCUAAACGGCGAGCUCCGGUUCACCUUCAGCCCGAGGGUCGAGGCGGACGCUCGGCGCCUCUUCCGCCUGGAGCCGCGCUCCGGCCGCUUGAGCCUGAACGCGCCGCUCGACCACGAGGCGCGCGCCCGCUUCGAGCUGGAGGUGGAGGCGCGCGACCGCGGCGCCAGGCCGCGCGCCUCGAGCUGCCGGGUGGCGGUGCGCGUGCUCGACGUCAACGACAACGCGCCCGAGAUCCGCGUGAGCGCGCUAGGUCCCGGUCCCGGUCCCGGAGAGGCCUCGGGCCUCGCGUCCAUCACCGAGGCGGCGGAACCGGGUAGUUUCGUGGCGCUGGUGAGUGUGUGGGACCGGGAUUCAGGAGCUAACGGCCGCCUCUCGGUAUCACUGCUCGGGCCCCGGGAGUUACACUUACGGCCGGCUUAUGGCAUUAACCACUACAUGAUCGUGACGGCGGAACGGCUCGACCGGGAGCGGGACACCGAGUAUAACGUGACGCUGGUGGCCGAGGACCAAGGCCCGGAUCCCCGCCGGACGGUCAGGCCUUUCACCGUCACCGUCACCGAUGUGAACGACAACGCGCCCGCCUUCCCCCGCUCCGUCUACCGCCUGUCGCUGGCGGAGAAUAACCUGCCCGGGGCCCAGCUCGGUACCGUCCGGGCCCGUGACCCUGACCUGGGCCCUAACGGCCGCCUCACUUACCGCCUGCUGCAGCCGCACGAGGGGCCUGGGCCUGGGCCUGGGCCGGGGCCUGGCCUGCAGCCUCCGGCCGUCGCUGUGGAGCCUCACACCGGCUCCUUGUACGCGCUCCGCUCCUUGGACCGUGAGGAGCUGCCCGAGCUCGAGCUGCUGCUGCAGGCGACAGACGGCGGUUCCCCGCCGCUCAGCGGCUCCACCACCGUCCGCCUGAUCAUUACCGACCGGAACGACAACGCUCCGUUCAUCACUCACCCGCCGCCGCCUCCUCCAUCUCCCGGGAACCGCUCCGCCGCUCCCGCUCCCGCCAAGAUGGCGCUGCCCGGGGGCGCGCCCCGCGGUUACCUGGCGGCGCGCGUGCGGGCCCAGGACGCGGACGAGGGGCCGAACGGCCGCCUCAGUUACCGGAUCGUGAGCGGGGAGCCGCCCGGGCUCUUCACCAUCCGCCCCGACACCGGGGACGUGUACCUGGGCCGCCCGCUCUCCGUGUCCCCCGCCGGGCCCGGGCCCGGGGCCUUCAGCCUGGUCGUGGCCGUUAGUGACGGCGGCCUGCCCCCGCUGUCCUCCACCGUCACCGUGAGCUUCACGGCGGGGCCCGGGCCUCGGCCCGCUCCAGCUCCCUCCGGCUCCCCGGGACCGGCACAGCGGAGCUGGGACACCUCCUUCACCGUCAUCGCGGUGCUGGCCGCCGGCUGCGUGGCCUUGCUGCUGGCCAUCGUCGGUAUCGCCUCGACCUGCGGCACCGGAGACAAGAGCCGGGGCGGACACGGCCACCGGGGCGGUAUCCAUCGGUAUCCCGGCCCCGGGGACAACUCCGGCUGUGAGGGGGCGGCCUCGGAAUCUGGCGGAGGGAAGGAGGUUGUUUACCCGGCAGGAGAGAGCGGCAGAGCAGGGGAGCCGGAGCGUUUCCCCACUGCCUCUGCUUUUGGUCACCAAGCUCUUCACCCAAUUGCAAUCUGGCAAGGCAAACACUUUGCUUUGAAUAAAAGCGAACUUGCACAUCAAACCCAGGACAGGUUCAGUGGGAAGGACAGUGGAAAAGGAGACAGUGACUUUAAUGACAGUGACUCUGAUAUCAGUGGUAUUGGUCUGAAUAAAAGGAGUACUCUCAGUCAGAAGCACAAUGGUUUAUGGUCCUGCACCAAUGAGUGCAAGAUACUUGGCCAUUCAGAUCGCUGCUGGAGUCCAUCUUCUCAAGGGCCAAAUACUUACCAUUCCACAACCACUACUCAGCACCUUACCCCUUUGGGGAAAAACACGUCAUUCCCUCGAGAUCUACUCCGUAAAGAUACAUACUAUCAAGCACUUUUGCCAAAAACAGCAGGCCUACAAAGUGUAUAUCAGAGGAUCUCUUGUAAUGAAUCUGAAACUAUAAACUCUGUUAUUGUACCAAUGUAUCAUUCCGUGGGAUCAAAAAGUCACAUUCCACCAAGUAAUAUCUCAUUGAUCAAUGUAUCUAGCAUGCAUUCUCAGAUCUAAGCAGAUACCACAGUAGGUUUACCAUCUUUACAGUGCUGUAAUAAAUCAAUUUAUGCAUCCUGUAUAUAAAAGCAACAGUUUAUUUUUAUAUCGAUUCCACAUAAAAAUUUCAUUCACAUGAAAGGUGUAAAUAUCAAAUAAGGAAACAUGCAAUGUUAAAAAUUGUAAUUUUUAUCCUGUAAUUGAUGCUUUGAUAUUAUUGUGUUUUAUUUUCUAUUUUACUGCACAAUUUAAUUUGUAAGUAAAAGCACAAAAUUCUGUAAAUAAAACUGUGGUUUAAAGUUU
This is a messenger RNA of Rhincodon typus (whale shark), 3324 nucleotides long. RefSeq names its product protocadherin-8-like. The record is from RefSeq and is a predicted model, not a curated record. Gene Ontology annotation, cellular component: plasma membrane. The coding region runs from base 94 to 3039 and encodes 981 amino acids. NCBI's taxonomy places the organism in Eukaryota, Metazoa, Chordata, Chondrichthyes, Orectolobiformes, Rhincodontidae. Gene Ontology annotation, molecular function: calcium ion binding. Gene Ontology annotation, biological process: homophilic cell-cell adhesion. The transcript has 4 exons.